Messenger RNA from Opisthorchis viverrini, 1452 nucleotides. RefSeq lists its product as hypothetical. The transcript has 4 exons. Bases 1 to 1452 code for a protein of 483 amino acids. Lineage: Eukaryota; Metazoa; Platyhelminthes; Trematoda; Opisthorchiida; Opisthorchiidae. The record is from RefSeq and is a predicted model, not a curated record.
AUGAUCUGCCGGUCGUUUUGGUACACAUAUGUGGAAUCUGACCACGCGCUCGUCCGGAGUCGCUUCAACCUACGUUUCCCGGGGUCGCGUAAGGUGCAGAAGAAUUGCAUGGCAACUGAAAGACUAGCAGAUCCGGAUGUCAGACGAACUUAUAAGAAUAGUCUUGUAGAGUCCCUUCCAAGUGCCCCACCAUCGGAUGUGAACUCAUACUGGGACGAGAUUGCCACCUCUUUGCAUAGUGCUAGGAAUUUUGCCUGUGGCACGAUCCAACCAGGUGCACCCAAGCACUGGAUAUCAUAUCGAACGGUAGCACUACUUAAAUCUCAAAGAAAUAUCCCAGCCGGUCCCGAACAGAACCCGGUGCGAAGAGCUAUCAGACGGCAAGUGAAAAUGAGCUCGCGAUACGACCAUGAAGUAUGGUGGACACAGAAAGUCGAGGAAAUGGAAGAGGCCCAGAAAGCCGGUAAUACCCGAAGAUUAUUUCAGUUGAUCCGUGCGACCGGUCCCCGGAAACCACCUCCAUCAGCCGGCACUCAUCUAGAGCCCAUAGGUGAAGUAGAACCCUGGACGGCGAACGUGGAACCACCUACGGCCUCGGAGGUUUACGAUUGCAUAUGUUCUCCCAAGCGCCACCGAGCUCCCGGUCCGCAGGACCUUCCAUACGCACUGUUCAAACACGGCGGUGAACUCCUCAGUCAGCGCUUGUCCGAUCUGUUUGCUUGCAUUUGGAAAAAGGAGUCUGUCCCAGACAAUUUGGGAGAACCAGGUGGUAGUGCUCGUUUUCAAAAAAAGGGGCGCGUAGGGAUCAGCUUGACCCCGAUUGUAAUGAGAUUGUUCGCGUCAGUUGUGCUUCGUCGCCGUUCGGUGGCUCAUGAGACACUGACUCAAGCGCAGCAAGCGGGAUUUCGGCCUGGUAGAGGUUGUGUUGACCAAAUCUUCACACUGCGCCAGGUGUUGGAGCAACGCCAUACGUAUAAGCGACUCACUAUUCUGAUAUUCCUGGAUUUCCGAGGCGUUUUCGAAUUGGUUGAUCGUUCUGUUCUUCUUGAGACGCUUGCCCACCAGGAAAUGCACCGGAAGUUUGUAAACAUAAUACGUUUUUGUAUUUUCAGACAUCCGGACGUAUGCGAGUGUACGGAGGGCUCUCUAAAAGCUUCCGGUGUCCGUCAGGAAUGCCCACUCUCUCCAUUCCUUUUUGACUGUGUGAUCGACGAAAUAAUGAGACGGACGCUGGAGGAGUGGCGUAAACAGAGAAGUGGCCAACACUUGACUAGGCAGAGGAGUGUGAAGGAGAUCACGAAGCGCUUGGGUGCUUUCGGUGCUGCUCACCUUCCAGGAUGGAGAUCGCGUGAUCCUCACUGUACCUGGUUGGAGAUACUACAAGAUAUGGCUGCCAACCGAUGUCAGUGGCGUUCUUGUUGUUUUCAGUUUCUAUCCAGAUUGCCCGAGUGA